AUGAGGCAAACAUAUUCUGUGGGUAUUACUGUUGCAAAAGCAUGGAGGGCUAAGCUAAUUGCCAAGAAGAUAAUUGAAGGUGAUGCUGACAAUCAGUAUGCUUCCAUAUGGAGGUAUGCAGAAGAACUAAGAAGGGUAAACCAUGGCAACACUGUGAAGAUAAAUGUAGAAAGACCUAGUCCAUCCAUACAACCAAGGUUUGGGUCAUUUUAUUUCUGUUUUGAUGGCUGUAAGAAAGGCUUUAUUCAUGGAUGCAGACCAUUUGUGGGGGUUGAUGGAUGUCACUUAAAGACCAAGUAUGGUGGACAGUUACUUAUUGCUGUAGGCAGGGAUGCUAAUGAUCAAUACUUCCCUUUGGCAUUUGGUGUGGUUGAAAAUGAAACAAAGGAGAGUUGGAGAUGGUUUAUACAACUACUAAUGGAGGACAUUGGUCAGGAUAGAAGAUAUGUAUUUAUCUCUGAUCAACAGAAGGGACUUGUGGCUGUAUUUGAAGAAUUGUCUGAUACUAUUGAGCAUAGAUUAUGUCUUAGGCACUUGUAUGCUAAUUUCAAGAAAAGGUUUGGUGGAGGAGCCCUUAUUAGAGAUUUAAUGAUGGGAGCUGCUAAAGCCACAUACUAUCAGGCAUGGGUCCAAAAGAUGAAUGAAUUGAAGAAUGCAGAUCCCAAUGCUUGGACUUGGUUGAUGGCUGUUCCUACCAAAAGCUGGUGUAAGCAUGCCUUUUCUUUUUACCCUAAAUGUGAUACAUUGAUGAAUAAUAUCUCAGAGUCUUUUAAUGCUACCAUUCUAGCUGCUAGGGACAAACCUAUACUCACAAUGUGUGAGUGGAUAAGAAAAUAUCUGAUGAAUAGGUUAUCCACCUCUGCAAGUAAACUAGAAAAUUGGCCACAUAAGGUGAUGCCAAUACCUAGGAGAAGGUUAGAUAAUGAGGUGUUCAAUAGUGGUCAUUGGUUGCCAACAUGGUCAAUUGCUGAGACUUUUCAGGUUACACAUAGUUACAACACACAUGAAUUUAUUGUUGACAUUGCUAAAAGGUCAUGUAGUUGUAAUUUUUGGGAAUUAGUAGGAAUUCCAUGUAGGCAUGCUGUAGCUGCUCUGAGUUAUAGAAAGCAAAACCCUGAUGAAUUUGUUGAUGCUUGUUACACAAGAGAAAAGUUUGCACUAUGUUAUGGAUUUUCAGUAAGUCCAAUCAAUGGUCAAGAUAUGUGGCCAGAAGUUGAGAUGGAACCACCUCUACCACCUGCAUAUAAAAAUGGUCCUGGUAGACCUAAGAAGAUUAGGAUAAGAGAAAGUGGAGAGGAUGGUGCAAGGAAGAGAAGAUCUGGUGUUGCAUAUAAGUGCACCAAAUGUGAUAAUUUUGGUCACAAUGCUAUGACUUGUAAGGCUACCACUCAGGAUCCCAAUGCACUUAAAAGAAAGAGAAAACCUAAAAAAGGACAUGUGCCAACUGCAACUGAUAUGCCAACUGCAAAUGAUAUGCCUGCCCCAACUGCAACUGAUAUGACUGUUCCAACAAAUGUGCCUGUUCCAACUGAUCCACAGCCUCCAACUGAUAUGCCUGUUCCAACUAUUAUGAGUCAAACAGGAUCUAGUGUGGCUGCCUCAAUCACAAAACAAUCCAGAAAAAGGGUUGAAAAAAAACCUAUCAUCAAAAGAAGGCAAAGACCUAAAGAAAAAGCCAAAGUAUUUAAUUACAUUCACCUUGAAUUCUGCACUGAAAAAUUUUCUGAUGAUUUUGCAAUUUUGCUCUUUCAUUAUGAUAUAACUUUUUUCUGUCAUUAUUGGUAG
This is a messenger RNA of Lathyrus oleraceus (garden pea), 1785 nucleotides long. RefSeq lists its product as uncharacterized. Lineage: Eukaryota; Viridiplantae; Streptophyta; Magnoliopsida; Fabales; Fabaceae. The record is from RefSeq and is a predicted model, not a curated record. The transcript is spliced from 5 exons. The coding region runs from base 1 to 1785 and encodes 594 amino acids. Gene Ontology annotation, molecular function: zinc ion binding.